Messenger RNA from Parasteatoda tepidariorum (common house spider), 426 nucleotides. The record is from RefSeq and is a predicted model, not a curated record. Lineage: Eukaryota; Metazoa; Arthropoda; Arachnida; Araneae; Theridiidae.
AUGCAAGUGCCGAACUCACUGCCGAACUCACUGCCCCCCGCCGAACUCACUGCCAUCAAACUUGCAAUCACAUGGGCAAACGCCGAAAAUAUUAAAGCAUUUAAUUUAUUCUCUGAUUCUAAAUCCUCGCUGCAGUCGCUAGAAAACCCAAAUCCGAAUGACCCACUUGUGGAAGAAAUUAGGAACAUGGUCAAAUAUAAAACAUGCUGUCUCAACUGGGUAAAGGCACAUUCUGGGGACAUUGGCAACGAGGAAGCUGAUGCACUUGCCAAACAAGGCACUCUUCUUGGCAGGGUUGAUCACUAUUAUCCUCUUUCAAAACCACAAAUCAAUUACAGACUGAGGCAGUCUGUUGCUCAAAACAUGUCUGCUAUAAUCAUAAACAGUCAUGAAAAUUUGUCGACAAUUAUUUUAAAAGCAACAUGA